This is a messenger RNA of Onychostruthus taczanowskii (white-rumped snowfinch), 315 nucleotides long. RefSeq names its product S100 calcium binding protein Z (gene S100Z). The transcript has 2 exons. Bases 1 to 315 code for a protein of 104 amino acids. Gene Ontology annotation, molecular function: calcium ion binding. The record is from RefSeq and is a predicted model, not a curated record. Gene Ontology annotation, cellular component: cytoplasm. NCBI's taxonomy places the organism in Eukaryota, Metazoa, Chordata, Aves, Passeriformes, Passeridae.
AUGACCACUCCACUGGAAGAUGCAAUGGACACCUUAAUCAGGAUUUUCCAUCACUACUCAGGCAAAGAAGGAGACAGAUACAAACUCAGUAAAGGAGAACUCAAGGAGCUCCUCACCAGUGAGCUCAUUGACUUCCUUUCAGGCCAAAAGGACCCCCUCCUGGUUGAUAAAAUUAUGAAUGACCUGGACUCCAAUAAGGACAAUGAAGUGGAUUUUAAUGAAUUUGUCAUGCUAGUUGCUGCUUUGACAGUGGCAUGUAAUGACUUCUUUGAAGAACAGCUAAAGAAAGAGGAAUUUAAAAAAUUCUCGGUGUAA